UUUCAGCGAAUUUCAUCCUGUCAGACGGUGUAAGCCGGUGUAAAAUAUGUGCGAAACUUGAAUUAUAUUUCGGGUAGACCAACAUUUAUCGUUUUGUUUGUAUAUUGGCAAAGCCAUUUUAUUGGGUUUAAAGAUUGCUGUACAAAUGUCAUUGUCGGUCCGAGAGUAUUUGACUGUUCCGUCUUUUUGUGCUUUCUCGUGAGUUUAGAGGGGACAGUCAGGAAAACAAACAGAUCGAACGAAGAAAGAUCGAUAGCCGGUCGGUUGAAGAGGUUAUUUGGCGGGGAAUGACUCGCUUUCAUGCAUUCCUUAAUCGGUGCUUGUUGCUUUUCCUACACAUAUUCGUGCUUUCUAAUAUCAUUCGUUUUGAACCGUGGUAGCAACAGAGUAUAGUCUAUCCGCUUCGCUGUUGUGUUUUAAUGUCCGUGUUUACAGUUUCAAUUUUUUAGCUAAUUCGACGUCCAUCGAUAGAUAUUUACCGCUUCAGAUUCGGUGUUAAACAUUUAUCGCUAUGCAUACGAGGCGUUUGGUAAAGCGUUCGGUCCUGGGGAGCCGAGUGUAUACGCCGAGUCCGACAGGGGAUGGGGCUCCGUUGACAGGAGUGGUACAGGCUGUCAAGCAGCAGGAAAACAGAGACGUUUUAACCGGACCCCGGCGUAACGUCUACAUGGUGUUAAUGCAAGACGGAAGCCUGAAAGAAUUCUCCGAGGACGAGAUAGCCGUGGGCUUCAACCAAACGACGGCGAAAGGACCGCUCAGAUCGAGCUUGAAGCAGAGCUCCUGGAACGGCCGAGGGAACGGGGCUCCUCUGCAGAGCCAGACCAUGGAGGCCCAGAAGGGGGAGGCCAACUCCCUGAGCCCAGAGGCGUUGAAGGGGGAGCGGGGAGCAGACGGAAGGAGGACGGUGCGCCCCCUUGAGGGUCCAGAGAGGGACCACACCCGCUCUGUUUCCCUGCUGGAGCAGAAACGCAAGGUGGUGUCAUCCAGCAUUGAUGUGCCCCACGUCAGGAAGUCAGAGGAGGAAGUGGACAUGGAGAAGGUGACAGCUGCCAUGGUUCUGACCAGCCUGUCCAGCAGUCCGCUGGUCAGGAGCCCUCCCGUCAAAGUCAGUGAGUGUCUGAAUAGCUCGUGGAAGGACAGCGGUGGAGGCUUCACCCCGUCCAGUUACAGCAGUAGUGGCUAUUGGAGCUGGAGUGGCCCUAGUGACCAGUCCAACCCGUCCACCCCCUCCCCACCGCUCUCCGCAGACAGCUUCAAGCCUUUCCGUAUGCCCAGCAUCAACGGCCCGCCCCCCGACGACGCCAUCGACGAACAGGAUGGCAGCAGCCUGCUCUUCGACGAGCCAAUCCCACGCAAGCGCAAGAACUCCAUGAAGGUGAUGUUCAAGUGUCUGUGGAAGAACUGUGGGAAGGUUCUGAGCUCUGCUGCUGGGAUACAGAGACACAUCCGGACCGUUCACCUGGGGCGGAACUGUGACUCUGACUGCAGUGACGGAGAGGAGGAUUUCUACUACUCAGAGAUCAAACUCAACACAGACUCAGUGGCUGACGGUCUGAGCAGCCUGUCCCCCAUCUCCCCCUCCGUGCUCUCCCCCGUCCCUCCCUCCAAUGACCGCCACAGACGACCCCCCGCAGAGGGCAGCAACGGGUCCAGUGGGAACAAGGAGAACCACAGCCACGCCCACUCAAACACCACGCCCCUCAGUCGCUCCGCCCCCAGUGCCCUCUACCUCAUCCACACUGACCACGCCUACCAGGCCACAUCUCCAGUCACCAUCCCCUCCACUGGGUCAGGCCCAGGCUCUGCUGCCUCCACCUCCUUCACCCCCAGCAGCAGCUCCAACUUCAGCAUCUCUUGGCAGUCACCUCCUGUCACCUUCACUGGCACCGCUGUCUCUCCCACUCACAGUCGGACUCAGAGCUUUGGGGAGCAGCGGCCCCCCACCAUAGCAGUCCUCUCCUCCCCUCCCAGAGCCACUGGCUCACUCAGCCGUAAGUCCCGUGGCGAGGGUAAGAAGUGUCGUAAAGUGUACGGGAUGGAGAACAGGGACAUGUGGUGCACCGCCUGCCGAUGGAAGAAAGCCUGCCAGAGAUUUACUGACUGAUUUACUGACUGAACCAACCAAGUAACCGACCAACCGCUGAGGGUUGCUGCCUGCCCUUCGCCAUGGAAAUCAGGGCUGUUCCUUUCUGUUCCCUUCCUAUGCAUGCGUUAACGUCACUCCAAAACCAAUUAUCGGUCUACUCCAUUCCAAACCGACCCCUCCCUAACCCGACCGCCUAUCAGAACCAACAGGGUGGAGCCUACUAGUGUCCUGAGUAAAUCCCAAGUUAACUGUAGCUCCCUCCCACUUCCAACCUCGGAAACAACAACCAACACGCAGCUCCAGCUCUAAAGAUGACAACAACAACACCAAAAGAACUCUGCUUUUUAUAUGUUGAGUUUGUUGUCUCUCUUCUUUCUAUGUUUUGAAAAAGCAGCUCAGAUUUAUUUUUAAAGGAACGUUCGUCAGGUCAGAAGGGACCAGAAAAGAGGCUCCCUUUGUCCAUGAACAACUUCUUAUUUUUUCAGAGAAGACCGGCCAUUUUGUUUUAUCUUUGGGAGAAUGAAAAGAGAGGAGAGGAAAUAUCCUUCUUUCCUCACUCCCUUUCUCUCUGUUCUAUCCUGUACAGUCUGGAUCUCCACUCCCUCUCUCCCCUGUCCUCACCCCAGAGAAUGGAUCUUGUGUCUGGACUCGGGAGGGGUCGAUAGCACCCCCUGCUGGGGGAAAAUGGAUCAAUUCCAAAACAAAUACAAAUACCCAGUCAGCGUGCUGAACAGACUAACAUUGCCAGCAGCAACAAGCCCCACACCACAACAAGCAAUUCAACACACAGCAACACAGGACAACACAGUUUUCUGUCUCAAAUGUAAUGUAUAUCUAUCUAUCCCUCCAUCUAUCCUUCCUAUCUAUCUUUAUCUGUCUAUCCCUCCAUCUAUCCUUCCUAUCUAUCUUUAUCUAUAUAUCCUUCCUAUCUAUCUUUAUCUA
Salmo salar (Atlantic salmon) is the source of this 3028-nucleotide messenger RNA. It is a transcript of the gene znf704, whose product is annotated as zinc finger protein 704. Gene Ontology annotation, cellular component: nucleus. Gene Ontology annotation, biological process: regulation of transcription by RNA polymerase II. NCBI's taxonomy places the organism in Eukaryota, Metazoa, Chordata, Actinopteri, Salmoniformes, Salmonidae. Gene Ontology annotation, molecular function: DNA-binding transcription factor activity; RNA polymerase II cis-regulatory region sequence-specific DNA binding. The record is from RefSeq and is a predicted model, not a curated record.